AUGCUUCCAGUACAUACACUCACAGGUAACUCUCUUGCAGGACUGAGUCUGGGCCCCAGGAACCGAGUGCUGGCAGGUGUCUACAACAAACCCACCCUGUCUGCACUGCCAAACCCUGUUGUAACCUUAGGAGAUUCUGUGACCCUCUCGUGUACCUCAAAUCAGAGAUACGAUGGGUUCAUUUUAAUUAAGAAUGGGAAGUUGUUCCAAGUGGGUCCCAUCACUCUCAAUGAAAGAUGGAGUUUCAUAUGCUAUGGCUAUUACUCAGGAGAGCCUCAAGUGUGGUCAGAAGGGAGUGACAUCCUGGAGCUUCUAGUCUCAGGGACCCUCCAGAAACCCACUGUCUGGGCUGAACCAGACUCUGUGAUCGCCUUAGGGAAUCCUGUGACAAUCUGGUGUGUAGGAUCCCUGGAAAACCAAAUAUAUUUUCUGUAUAAAGAAGGAAGCCCAGCACCCCGGGACAAAUUAACUGCAUCAGUGCCUGAUUACAAGGCCAAGUUUUUCAUCCCAUCCACGAGAGCUUAUAAUGCAGGUCGAUAUCGCUGUUACUGUUAUAACUCUGCUGGGUGGACUGAGCACAGUGAAACCCUGGAGCUUGUGGUGACAGCUGUCCACAACGAACCCACCCUGUCUGCACUGCCAAACCCUGUUGUAACCUUAGGAGGAUCUGUGACCCUCUCAUGUACCUCAAAUCAGAGAUAUAAUGGCUUCAUUUUAAUUAAGGAUGAUCAGUUCUACAGCUCCAUGGACCCACAGGACCCUCCAGAAACCCAUUAUCUUGAGUAUAAUGCAGGACGAUAUCGAUGUUACUGUUAUAACUCUGAUCGAUGGACACAGCACAGUGAUUCCCUGGAGGUGGUGACAGGAUCUGCUGAGAACAUCACUGCAUCACAAAACAUGUCCAAACCAAAGACAGACUCAGAGACACAGGAUCAUCGUACAGUGGAGAAUCUGCUCAGAAUGGGGAUGGCAGGCUUGGUCCUUGUGGUCCUUGGAAUACUGGUGUUUGAUGCUUGUCACAGCUGUAGACAGGUUCAACGCAGAAAUGGACUGUGA
Messenger RNA from Onychomys torridus (southern grasshopper mouse), 1056 nucleotides. Its product is annotated as leukocyte immunoglobulin-like receptor subfamily A member 5. Bases 1 to 1056 code for a protein of 351 amino acids. Gene Ontology annotation, molecular function: inhibitory MHC class I receptor activity. Gene Ontology annotation, biological process: cytokine-mediated signaling pathway. The transcript is spliced from 9 exons. NCBI's taxonomy places the organism in Eukaryota, Metazoa, Chordata, Mammalia, Rodentia, Cricetidae. The record is from RefSeq and is a predicted model, not a curated record.